AUGCAACCAGUCGAUGAAGGUGUGUCUGCGGACAUUGAUUUGGCGCCGAGCGGCACAACACCAGUGCAUCGCCGCGGUCACGAGCCCCCUGGGUGGGCGAGGCCAAGUCGUCGCCAUCGCCGUCUUGCUCCUCUCUCUCGGUCGGACCACGAAUCGCAGCGAGCCCAGGUGAGCUGUGGAUAUGCAGCGCAGAGGACGCCGGUGCACACGCAGACCUGGCUGGGCUGCAGCCGAUGGGGCAUAUUCCAGGGCCAGGGCGAUGUCGUGUGGAUGUUUCUGCCAUCGCACUGCAUCGGGGACAACUCCCAGACCUCGCCUGCCUCUGGACACCCACUUCCUCCGACAGCGGCACUGGGAAGCACCUUGCUGUCGAUGCUGUUGGUCGCAGGCGAAGCCAGCACGGCCCCUUGGUCCUUGGAUACAGGGCGGCGUCGUGCCGGCGAUGUUGGUGGCGGAUUCCAAGACACCAUCGCGCCGAUAUCCUCUGCGGCUCAUCCUUGCCUCAACCACGACUGACCCGGUCUGCCCUCACUGUCUGCUCUCCUCGUCCCUCCUCCGCAUUCCUCACUCGCAGUGGCAUUCCCUGAACUUUGUCCCCGUCCCUGGCUCCUGUUCCUUUGCGAUUCCUUUGUCGCAUUCCGUCUCGCUCGCUUCGUUUUCGCCGCCACUGCCUCGUCCCUGCAUCGUUCGUGCUGUCGUCGACAUGCCUGCUCUCCACCAGCCCGUCCCUGACUCCACCUCGGAGCAGACUCCUCUCCUGCGCACCCGGUCCGCCCGCGAGGAUGUGGAUGAUCCCACCCGAGCCAGCAACAGAUCCGUGGUUCUGAAACUCGUGGCGAUUCUGUUGCCCGUUGUCCUGGUCGUCUCGCUGUCGCUGGUAUACUUUGUCUACAUCCCGGUCAAGAUGGAAGAGGCCGCAAACCGACCCAACAGCACUGUCCUCCACGAGCUCUCGAUCCUGUCGCUGAAUCCAAACAAGUCCGUGAGCAUCUUUAUCAACACCACGGCGCUGUUCCCCGACGACGACCUGCCCUUGGUUCUUGUUUCGAUGCAGUCGUCGCGCGAAUACUUUAUGAAGCUCGGCAAGGAGCCCCACAGCGGAUGGGCCGACAGUGACGGCUACUCGGCACAGGCUGGCAAGUGGAACCAAGACUACACUUUCAACACCACGCUCCUGGCUUCGGUGGUCGUUCCAACGGUCGUAACGCCGCCCGGGGCUCACAAUGUCACCGCCGCCUUUGUCUCGGUGGUCGAGCAGCUCAACCUCGACUAUUACGCCGAUUUGCUGCACAAGCUGAUGAAGCAUGAGCCGCUCGAGAACUUUACGUUCCGCACGCUCUCGAUCCCCUCGAUGGUGAUUCCCUGGCUCGGAAGCUGGAAGAUCCCUGUCACCCAGGACAUUGCCGUCUCGCCUGACGAGCCCCUCGAUACAUCCGUCUUCAACGUCACCACCGACAGCUACUCGUACGGCACCGACCCAAGCAACCCCCUCAAAUACGUCGCAAACGCCAACCUGUCAUUCACCAACCCCUAUCCGGUGACCCUCAAGGCGCAAAGCCUGAGCUACCAUUUCAGCAUCUACUACGAAGAGGUCGAGAUUCUGCGUGGUGCGCUUCCUUCGUCGACACAUGUCGACCAGGGCCGCAACCACGGCUUUGGCGUCGAGUUUGAGAGCGUUGUCUCGGGUACGGGAAAGCUGAUGGAGGUCUUUGGACGGUUUGCCGAGGGCGAAGACACCGACUUGGUCGUUGGCAACUUGCAUCUUGGCUACCACUAUGGCCGCAAGAAGCUGGGCUGGGUCGAGAAGCUCAUCGGCGACCUGCGCUUCGAUUUUGUGCUGCCUGGAGCGCAGGACGAGGGCGACGACUUGAAGACGCUUCCCGUGGCGACGACAUGGGCAAAGGUGGUCAGAGCGCUCCUGACAAGAUCAUAAGCCCCAGGAGGCCCUCUCGAUUUGGAUCGAGUGUGC
Molecule: messenger RNA, 1969 nt
Organism: Polychytrium aggregatum
Lineage: Eukaryota; Fungi; Chytridiomycota; Chytridiomycetes; Polychytriales
Exons: 4
Coding region: 182-1933 (583 amino acids)
Source: RefSeq, a predicted model, not a curated record